AUGGAUGAACCAAUCCUCUCUAGCGUUGCUGGGUCCAUAAUUGAAAAUUUGGGCUCUGCUGCAUUUGAACAGGUUGGAUCGCUCUGGAAUGUUGAAGAUGACCUCGAACAAAUCAGGAAAACUGUUUCCACAAUCAAAGCUGUACUCCAGGAUGCAGCGGAGGAGCAGAACCACAAUCAUCAAGACAGAGUCUGGCUCGAAAAGCUCAAGGAAGCAGUUUUUGAUGCAGAUGACUUGUUGGAUGAGUCUAAGUACCACACUGAAUUGGCUUUGAGGCAAAAAGAGACGAGUGGGAGUUUUAUAGAAAAGGUACGCUAUUUCUUAAGUUCAAUCUCAGUUGUUUUAGGACGUCCUAAGAUGAGUCUUAAAAUAAGUAAACUGAGUCAGGAACUAGAUGCAAUAGCCAAAGAUAGGGAAAAGUUUCACUGGAAAGAACGCAGUACUGUAAAGCGUAAUGUGAUUCCGGAUAGGGAGACUCGCCCAUGGUUUCCUCAUAAUGAAGUUAUUGGGAGAGAAGAUGAGAAAAAUCAAAUCAUAAAUCGCUUAUUAGAGCCUAACAAUGAAGAGAAUGUUUUAGUUGUUGCUAUUGUGGGGAUUGCGGGUAUAGGCAAGACCACACUUGCUCAAUGUGUUUAUAAUGAUGAUAGAGUCGAUACACAAUUUGAGCUAAAAAUAUGGGCGUGUGUCUCAAAUGUCUUUGAGGUGACAACAUUUGCUAAAAAGCUAAUAAUGGGUAUUGAUAAAGAUGAUAGCAUGGAACUAAUGCGAGAGAAACGUCGUAAGAUUAAUCCUGAAGAAGUCCUCAAAAUGGAUCCAUUGAGGGAACUUCAUGACAAAAUUUCUCAAAAGAAAAUUUUAAUUGUGUGGGAUGAUUCAUGGAAUGAAAAUUGUAAAGUUUUGAAUAACUUUAUAGGACUUUUAAGUAGUUGUGCAAAGGAAUGUAAGAUUGUAAUAACUACGCGUGACAAAUUUGUUGUAGAUAUUACACGUGCUAAUGAAACAUAUUUUCUUAAAGGUCUCUCUGAAGACUAUUCUUGGUCUUUAUUUGAGAAAUUAGCAUUUAGAAAUAGGCAAGACACUAAAAACCCUACACUAGUAGAUUUUGGAAGGGAGAUUGUAGGCAAAUGUCAAGGAGUGCCCCUAGUCAUAAAGUCCAUAGGAAAUGUAUUGUACUCUAAGAAACCAAACGAGUGGUCAAAGAUCAGGGAUAAGGUAGUAGCAAAUGUAAUUGAACAAGGGGGUGAUAAUUUUCCGAUUCUAAGGUUGAGUUAUGAUAAUCUUCCAUCAUAUUUAAAAUGUUGUUUUGCCUUUUGUUCUUUGUUUCCUAAAAAUUAUGAGAUUGAUAAGAUGACAGUGAUUCAACUCUGGAUGGCACAUGGAUUUGUCCAAUUACCAAAUGAUGAUACUCAGCAAGUAGAAGGUGUUGUAGAUGAAUACUUCAAGGAUCUACACUGCAAUUUUUUUGAGGAAGUAAGGGAUAGAUGGGGAGCUUUAAAAUAUAAGAUGCACGAUUUAUAUCAUGAUCUUGCACUAUUAAUUGUAGGGGCAAACUGUAGACUUGACUAUUUGGAUGGAAUAACUCGACAUGUAUCAUUUUCUAGUGUUUCAUCUUUUACUAAAACUUUAAGUUUGGUUAAAGCAAGCAGCAAGGUACGUACUAUUCUGUUCACACAUAGUAAGAAUGCAUCUGACGCCAUGGAUGAGUCAACACUGAGUACACUGAUUGAGAUUUUCCCAAGUUUGCGUGCAUUAGAUUUACAUGGAUUGAAAAUUGAAAUAAUGAAAAAUUCCCUAGGGAAGUUAAUACAUUUGAAGUACUUAGAUCUUUCUUUUAAUCCUAUUAAAACUCUUCCUGAUUCAAUUACUUCACUGUUGAAUUUGCAAACACUAAAACUUCAAGAUUGUCGUAAUCUUAAACAAUUGCCUAGGGACAUCACAAAAUUGGUUAGCCUCAGGCACCUUGAUGAUAGGGGUUGUUUUAAAUUGAGAUUGCCUCAAGGAUUACGGAAACUGACUGGUCUUCAGUCAUUACCGUUAUUCAAUGUGAGGAAUAAUGGUGAACUAGGCGAAUUGAAUGGGCUAAACAACCUCAGAGGAACACUUAAGAUCCAAAUUUUAGAACAAUUGGAAGAUGCUAACUUAGAUUAUGAGGUCAAAAAUUUAAAGAAAAAGCAACAUCUUGAGAAACUGGAAUUAGCAUGGGCUCACCAAGAAGGACAUGAUGAGAUGUUAUUAGAUAGCCUCCAACCACAUCCAAAUCUCAAAAUUUUGGAAGUGUGUGGUUACACUGGUGUGACAUUUUCAAGUUGGCUUUCUUCCAUCAAAAAUCUUGUUAAAAUCACUUUAAGGAGAUGUGACAGUUGCAAUCACCUGCCACCAUUGUCUGAACUCCCAUUUCUAGAAAGCUUAUGGCUUGAUGAAAUGAAAGAUUUGGAAUGCAUAUCAGAUCGUGAUAUAAGUGAGGAAGUUUCUACUUUAUCCUUCUUCCCAUCGUUAAAAUCUCUUUGGAUUAUGGAAUGCCCUAACUUAAAGGGAUGGUGGAGGAGCGCAUCAAUGACAGAUCAUCAACAACAUCAGCAUAACCGGUCACUGCCUUCAUUUCCUUGUCUUUCUUAUUUUUGGAUUUGUAAUUGUCCUAAUAUGACUUCCAUGCCCUUGUUUCCUUAUCUCGGAGAAGUCCUACGACUAACUAACGUUAGCUCAAAGCUUUUUCAAGAGACAAUACUUCCCUCUUCCUCCUCUUCUUCGUCUUCUCAUCUCUCCAAAUUAAUAUCUAUGUAUAUAUUAAAUCUGCCAGAUGUUGUGUCUCUGCCAGAUGGGUUGGUAUCAAAUCUAAUUUCUCUCGAGCGUUUAUACAUUUCCAAUUGCAAGGAGUUAAAUCUAGGAAGUGACGUGGACGGAAUGGAAUGGCGACAUCUCAAUCGCCUCACUCAUCUGUACUUCUCCGGCCUUCCAAAACUGAAUUCCUUACCUGUAGGUCUUCAACACGUUACAACCCUGGAAACGCUCUUUAUUAGAAAUUGUGAGAAUCUGAAAACAUUGCCUCGGUGGAUUGGGAAUCUUAUCUCACUUAAACAGUUUACAAUUUACAACUGUCUCAAUCUGAAAACAUUGCCUGACGAGAUGCGCGAUCUCUCGUCUUUACAAAAACUGGAGAUUCGGCGUUGUCCUGAGUUACAGAGAAGAUGCGAAAAGGAAACCGGUCAGGAUUGGGACAAGAUCGCACAUAUCGCUUUAGAUCCUGAUGGAUGUGCUGUUUUGAAGUCUUUACAUGAAAAAUGCCUUGCUCAAGUCCUUAAUUCUUCCAAUGAACUUUGA
Molecule: messenger RNA, 3318 nt
Organism: Quercus lobata
Lineage: Eukaryota; Viridiplantae; Streptophyta; Magnoliopsida; Fagales; Fagaceae
Product: putative disease resistance protein RGA4
Exons: 2
Coding region: 1-3318 (1105 amino acids)
Molecular function (GO): ADP binding; protein binding
Source: RefSeq, a predicted model, not a curated record